CCCACCGUUGUGAUGACCCUGCAGAGACACCGUACGUGAGUAAAAGGCGCAGUAGUCAACUUGGAGGUUUGUUUUGUGUGUGUUUUUUAAACCGGAUAGCUGCAGACUGUGCGUGUGUGUGCACAGAAUAAACCAAAGAGGAGGACGGACGCUGUAUUAUAAAUGGAUGCUGCUAACUCUCAGUGGGAGAGGAGGUGUUUCGGUCUAACGAGUGACCAUGUUAACUGGUGACCGUUAGCCGAAAACGCGACGAACGUCGAAGAACAAGAAGAGAGAAUACGUAGCUGUCAAACAAAAACACGAAAGACAAAUCAGAGAUUUAACAGGUGACAUCUUGCUGGUCUGAGCACAUAACCUGCACCAUGGGGAAGAGAUACUACUGUGACUACUGCGACCGGUCCUUUCAGGACAACAUGCAUAACAGGAAGAAACAUUUGAAUGGUGUUCAGCAUCACAGAGCCAAGAAGGCCUGGUUUGACCAUUUUAGAGACUCUUCAGCCAUUCUGCACGAUGAGCAAACAAAGAAACCGUGCAGGAAGUUUCUCCAAAAAGGAAUUUGUGAUUUUGGCCCUAAUUGCAGAUUUUCUCACAUGUCUGAAGAGGACCUCUUUAACUUAAAAAGACAGGUGGAAGAUGAAAGACAGCGCAGAGAGGACUCUGUAGACAGAAUCAUACCUGGUCGAAGUAUCGAAGAAUGGCUCUCUAGAAGAGAAAAGAGGCUGGCUGCCCUCAGCACCAAAGGGGAUAUAAAAACUGAGGAAGACAGUGAAGACUGCCAAGCAGAAAGUGACGUACCUCCACAGCUCCUCUCCAUUCCCGACCUUCCACCCUCUCUUAUACCUCCUCCUCCAGGAGGAUGGAAAGUCACAGUGAACACAGAAUGGGGUUAAGAGGUAUCCACUUUGUGGUUCAAAUCACUGCUGAGUGGAUAUGUGACAUGAAUAGGAGAAGGAACGGUACAGAACACAUAUGUUAUUCAGAGAUGCUGUCAGGUUCAUAUGUCAAGUAACUAGAUUUGUCAGUUAAUACUAAGAAUUUGCUGCCAUGUCCCGUUUUUUUUAGGUUCGUCUUUACAGUGACACUCAUUUCUAAAAUACAGCAAAUGUAUAAGCAAAUUAUAUUUAUCUAUACAGGCAAUCCAAAAUAACCUUUAUAACUGACACUGUGUUCCUGUGUGCCUUUACAGUUAGACUUUAUUGAGUUAUAUUUGACGUCAUGAAGUCCCAGAAGGUAUGGAGAAUUGCUGAGCAGAUGGAAAUAAUUUUUUUUUCUUUUAUUUUAAUCCCGUGCUGCGUCACCGGGGGGAAUCACUGAUCUGACUGAAUUUUUUUUUUCUUUUCUUUUUUUAACCCAGCCACUGGAAAACACCACUUAACUUCCUAAAUAGUAAAGAUGGUAAAUAAAAUGUAAAAAGGUACUUUUUAAAGUAAAUGGUUGGCUUUGAAAAGUGCAACUAAUAUUUCAUAUUGUCAUGUCAUAUUUAACUAUUGAGCAUGUGGCUUUAUUUAUUGUUUGUCAGUCCUCUUUGUAUGUCCCGUAACCCCCCUUCAAACGCAUCCCUCACUGUAGCCCUAAUUAUGUUCAUUAAAAUGUAACUAAA
Molecule: messenger RNA, 1600 nt
Organism: Larimichthys crocea (large yellow croaker)
Lineage: Eukaryota; Metazoa; Chordata; Actinopteri; Sciaenidae
Gene: zmat5
Product: zinc finger, matrin-type 5
Exons: 7
Coding region: 363-890 (175 amino acids)
Cellular component (GO): U12-type spliceosomal complex
Molecular function (GO): zinc ion binding
Source: RefSeq, a predicted model, not a curated record